Messenger RNA from Columba livia (rock pigeon), 2362 nucleotides. RefSeq names its product growth factor receptor bound protein 7 (gene GRB7). The record is from RefSeq and is a predicted model, not a curated record. The transcript has 15 exons. Gene Ontology annotation, biological process: signal transduction. Bases 151 to 1749 code for a protein of 532 amino acids. Lineage: Eukaryota; Metazoa; Chordata; Aves; Columbiformes; Columbidae.
GGGGGGCCAGUGGCGGGUGGCCGGCCCGGGGCGCAGUGAUGUCAGGCGGGGGCGGGAGCUGGCGCAGGUAGAUAAAGCCGGGGAGAACAGGAAUCCCCGGUCCGGCGGGAGCCUGGCGGGACGCGGCGGGCGCCUGCAGCAGAUAAUGCCAUGGAGGGGGGGGCUCAGCCGAGCAGCCUCCGGGACCCCCCCGGGCCGGGCGGCGCAGAGCAGGACGGGGUCCCCGGUGAGCGGGACGGGGGCGAGGGGCCCCCUGAGGUCAAGCGCUCGCAGCCUCUCUUCAUCCACAGCAGCAGCCGGCCGGUGCCGCAGGAGGAGCCGCGCGCCUCGUCGCUGCCCGCCAUCCCCAACCCCUUCCCCGAGCUCUGCAGUCCCUCCAACUCGCCCAUCCUCAGCAGCCCGGCCCUGGGGCAGGGACCCCCCCGUGAAGGUGCUUCACAUGUGGUGAAGGUGUUCGGCGAGGACGGCGCGUGCCGCUCACUGGAGGCGUCGGCGGCCACCACGGCGCGGCAGCUCUGCGAGACGCUGGUGCGGAGGACGCGGGCGCUGCAGGACCAGAGCUGGGCCCUGGUCGAGCUGCACCAACACCUGGCGCUGGAGCGGUGCCUGGAGGACCACGAGGCGGUGGUGGAGGUGCAGAGCUCCUGGCCCCCCGGCGCCGACAGCCGCUUCGUGUUCCGCAAGAACUUCGCCAAGUACGAGCUCUUCAAGAGCAACGCGCAGUCCCUCUUCCCCGAGGUGAUGGUUUCCAGCUGCCUGGAGGCGAACAAGAGCAUGGCGCAUUCUGAGCUCAUCCAGAACUUCCUCAACUCGGGGAGCUGCCCCGAGGUCCAGGGCUUCCUGCACCUGCGGGAGCCGGGGCGCAAGGUCUGGAAGCGUUUCCACUUCUCCCUGCGCCGCUCGGGGCUCUACUACUCCACCAAAGGCACCUCCAAGGACCCCCGGCACCUCCAGUACUUCGCUGACCUCACGGAGUCCAACAUCUACUACGUGACGCAGGGCAAGAAGCUCUAUGGGACACCCACCGAGUUCGGCUUCUGCAUCAAGCCCCACAAGGUGCGGAGCGGUGUGAAGGGGCUGAAGCUGCUCUGCAGUGAGGAUGAGCAGAGCCGGAGCUGCUGGAUGGCAGCUUUUCGACUCUUCAAGGCCCAUUGCCCCCAGUACGGCAUGCAGCUCUACCGCAACUACCAGCAAGCGCAGGCGCGGCUGAGCCAGCCCUCCUGGAUCGGCCCCACGCCCCUGCGAAGCGUCUCGGACAACGCGCUGGUGGCCAUGGACUUCUCGGGGUGCACGGGCCGGGUGAUCGAGAACCCCAGCGAGGUGCUGACGGUGGCCCUGGAGGAGGCACAAGCCUGGAGGAAGAAGACAACGCACCGGUACAGCCUGCCGGCGGCUUGCCAGAGCUCCCCGCUCAGCGCCGCCAUCCACCGCACCCAGCCCUGGUUCCACGGGCGCAUCUCCCGGGAGGACACCCAGCAGCUCAUCGGCCGACAGGGCUUGGUGGAUGGUGUCUUCCUGGUGCGGGAGAGCCAGCGCAACCCCAAGGGCUUCGUCCUGUCCCUGUGUCACCUGCAGAGAGUCAAACACUAUCUCAUCCUGCCGAGCGAGGAGGAGGGCCGGCUCUACUUCACCAUGGACGACGGGCAGACGCGCUUCGCCGACCUCAUCCAGCUCGUGGAGUUCCACCAGAUCAACCGCGGGAUCCUGCCCUGCAAGCUGCGGCACUACUGCACCUGCGUGGCCCUCUGAGCGCCCACCGCCACACCGCAUGGCACCGCCGGCACGGCACGGCACAGCCUGGCAAAGCCCAGCACGGCUCGGCACUGCCAGCGUGGCUCGGCACAGCCCGGCACUCUUGGCACUGCUCAGCACAGCCUGGCGUUGCCGGCACAGCUUGGCACAGCCUGGCGUUGCUGGCAUGGCUCAGCACAGCCCGGCAUGGCUCGGCACAGCCCAGCGUGGCUUGGCACAGCCCAGCAUUGCCGGCACAGGGCGGUAGGACUGGAGCCAGCUCAGCGCAGCGCACACAGGGACAAUGACAUCUCCUCUAUCACCAGCCACCCCCCUGUUGUGCCCAGCUCUGCCUGUGGAGUCCUGGGGUGCCAGUGCCGCUGGGCCCCCCACACUCAAGCACUUUCUCCCCCCCACCCAGCACCGGCCCCAAGUGUCUCCAAGUGUCCCUGGGGGGCCUGACACCCCUCCUUCCCCAGGCCAGGUGGGUCUGGGGGUCCUCAGCCCCAGGAUUGGGGUCCCGGGGGCGGGGGUGAGGGGUGCACCCGCCACUGUGUCCCCCACGUCCCCGCAAGGCCAGUCAAACUGUGACGUGUUUUAUACAGCAAGAAUAAAGGUUAUUUUUUCAGAA